Linum trigynum is the source of this 5910-nucleotide messenger RNA. The record is from the annotation of a GenBank genome assembly. Lineage: Eukaryota; Viridiplantae; Streptophyta; Magnoliopsida; Malpighiales; Linaceae.
UCUAGUGAAUGACAUGGAAUUUUAGGAAGCACAUGGAAGUGCCGAUGGAGGAUUGAGAAUAUGUGUAGGUGACUCGGGUUCAAGAAAAUGCAUAAUGGAGUACGAUGAGGAAAAGCAUUACAGAGAAGGAGGGAAAAGAGAAGUUACUAAUAACAUCGAUUUGCACAUGUUUGCACCCUCGUUUCUUGAUCAUUUUGGAUUGAGUUUCUGAUUUCUUGGACUAUUUUACGCUAGGUUGUGUUCCUUUGUCACAUUUCAAGUCCUAGCAUGUGAAUUGAAGCAUAGGCGCAAGUUUCAAGUCAAUCGGAGGUCAUUUGGCAAUUCGGGAGAAGAAACACGAGCAUGACCUGAGGAAUAAUGGACUUCUACCUCAUAUUAUGGACAAAUAAUCAUGGAAUUUUUUUAUGAAAACAAAGAGGACGAGACUACGAGCGUUUGGGAUCAAACGGCGACUGAUUCGGAGUCCGGACGAGGGAGAAACGAAGCAUUAAACAGAGGCUGAGCAAGCCACACGGGCACGACUCACACGGCCGUGUGGAAAUCACCGAGCCUUCACACGGGCAGCUGGGAAAGCCACACGGCCUUAUGAUAGAUAGAAUCUGAGAGAGAGAUCUGGGUUUUUAGUUCCUAAACACCCAAGGGACGAACCCUAGAGAGAGAGAGAGCGACUUGGGAACAUUCUUGGAGCUAUUUUGGAGGAUUUCUUCGCCAUUGGAGCUCCGGAAUCAAGCUUGGAGAUGGAGAUUGAAGAUCUAGAUCAGAUUUCUGCAGUCUCUCUCUUCUCUAUGGAGUAACUUCCCUUCACUUAGGUUUUGAGGAACCCUAGUUCCAUGUGUUAGGAUCUUUCUUGUAUGAAGUUUUGGAUGCUAUAUUGUUUGAUUAUAAUCGAUUGAGGCAUGAUUUAUUGAGUCAAUUGAAUCUUGAUCAAAUUCUCUUGAUUUUUGCUUUAACCUAUGAUAGAUAGAAUCUGAUUAGGUUAAGAGAGCUUCCUUGAUUGAUGGUGGUGAAUUGGUUAUACCAGAGUUAGUCAAUCUACUGCUUUGUACUGGAAUCCAAUUCCGGUAUUGGAGUUCUGUGUUCAUAGCCUCAGCUUUCUAUCCCAGUCAAGGUUAGUCGCCUGCCAGGUAGUUGGACUGAGAGGGCUUGGUCAGCUUAAGAGAUUCCAAGCUACUAUCGGAUCUUCCGCAGUUUAAUCAACAGUAGAUCAACCAAAGGUAAUUGCAACUUGGACCUAAUUGAGGAGCUAGGGGGAUUCAUACCUAAGUGAGUUCACAACUUGUAAUUAGUAGAGUAGUUAGUAGAGUAGUUUAGUAAAUCAAUCCUUAAUCUAGUUUGCUAGAUAAUGAACUGAAGCUGAUUAAUAGUAACUCUAGAGACCCGUGGAUUCGAUAUUUAUUAAUUGUGCCACUAUAUUGGAGUGCCUUUCAUUGGUUACUCUUGGCCAUUGUUAGGUGUUGUGUUUUAGCGUGUCAAGUUUUUGGCGCCGUUGCCGGGGACUUUCUAGAUUAUUAGGAAAGGCAGAAGUUUGUUACUUUAGCGUUUUUCUUUUCUUUUCCACCCUUGCUUUUCACUUGGGUGUUUUUGUUUUUGUUGGUGCAGCUCUGAAUCAUGGACCCUCAUGGCUUCUCCAACCAUUGGGGGUAUCAACCACCAUCCGUGUGGUAUUACCCCGAGACUUCCUGGAGCAAUCAAGGAGGAGAAGACUAUGGGUUCGGAUGUCAGUACCAACCCCCCUUCUACGGAGAACAACCAAAUCCUUGGGAACCUCAAGGAAAAUAUCCUUAUCAAGAAGAAUUCCUCCCACAACAAGAAGGGCCAUCAGAUCUUGAGUUCGCCACAGCCUUCACGGGCGAUCCGGCAGAGCCAUGCUACACUCCACAGCCAAAUCCAAACUAUCACUUGAGGUUUCUUGUGGAGCAGAUUGCUCGAGUACCUGAGAGAUCCUUUCCCGAGAUGGAACAUCAUAUCCAGGCCAUUGCCCAAACUGACUUCUCCUUUCCCCGUGAAACAGAGGAUACCCUUCGGAGCAUAAAGAAGCACAUAGAGGUCAUUGAGAAAGCCUGUUCACAGUUUUCUCAAGACAACCUUUAUGCUGCCGUACAAGUAGAGGUGGAGGAAGAAGAAGGCAAUCGUGAGGAUGUUGAGGAGCAUACAGAAGUUGUCAAGGAAAACUCCUAUGAUAAUCAUGAUCAAGUUUAUCCUCUAGUGGUAGAUCACAACUUUCCCCAUUUCCGCUAUGAAAUGCUGGGCCCGAGCGAGGAGAUGCAAGCUGAACUUAUUGAGAACCUUGCAUGGGGACUUGCUCUCCAAUCAGUUAUGGAAGAAGAAGAGAGAGAAAGGGUGAGGAAAGAAGUUGUGGAGGAUGAGGAAGAAAGAAAAGAAGAGGUAGUUCUUAAUCUUUUCCGAGGAGAGAGACCACAUUUUGAAGAAGGAAGGGGGGUUAAAGAAGCGAGUGGUGUCCAGGCUGAGGAUGAAGUUGAGGUGGAAGAGGCUUGCUCCGGCCCUAUAAUACAAGUAAUAUACCCACCAAACUUUGAGGAACUACUUAGCAAGGACCCAUUUGCAGUGUCUCUUUGCCAGACCAAGGCCACAUCAACAUCGGUCCCUCUUGGUGGACGCGAUGGUGGUCAAUCGAUUUUUUCAUAUAUGGUUUGGGGCAAUGAGACGAGAGAAGAGAAGAAGAGGUCUCGAGGAUGGAGACUUCAUUUGCAUCAAGUGCACGAGCUUCCAUCACCAGUCAUACCACAUGCUUGUGACUUGCGACUCCACCUCAUUGACGAGAACCUCAACUUUAAGGAGGUUCUAGCAUGGACCGAAACUUAGGAGCCAUCGUCCGGCUCACGACGUGAAAGAAGAGCUUGUUGGGAGGCAACCCGACCAGUCGGUUUGCAUUUCUUUCUCUAUUUCUCCUCGGUUGAGUCAGUUUUGUUAUUUGAUUUUAGAUUCAAUAACUCAACCUUUGUGAGAAUUUGUGUGGUGUUUGUGUUCUGACCACUCUCUCCUCCUGGAAUACACCGCCUGCCCCGUCCACCAUCAUUCACCCUGGAUCUGGUAACUUCGUUCUACCCUCCUUAUCUUUCCUCCAUUGAGGACAAUGUCGUGCUUAAGUGUGGGGGGAUGUUCGAUUAUGUAUGCGAGUGAAUGGUUGGCUGUUUGUGUGCUUGGAGCCUAGUCCACUGUCCAAAUUUUUAAAUUUGAGGGCUCCAAGUACUGCUGUAUGCUUGAUCAUAUUGUCACUAUGGUUUUAAUUGGUGAAUUGAAUGGCUUUCGACUUAAUGCAUGACAACUGGAUUGUGACUAGGACAGCCUAUUAUGAUGACUGAGACGUGUAGUAGGAUUGUGUAGGGGUUCAGUUUUUCAACUGUUUGCUUACCAACUGUGACUUGAAUGGAUCACUUGUUCUUGACAGUCAGUUAUGCAUCUAGUUCAGGGAAUCAGAAUGAGAGAUAGAGCAUAUAGGUAGCCAUGUGAGAUUUGAGCCUGCUCGUUUCUUUCUUGUGCGAUAGUUCCCUCUUCCAUUGUCACUAGCUAAGAUGAUGGAGGCAUAGGAUUAGCCCAAGACCAAAUUGACUGUCCUGGUGUGUCAUACCCCCUAGUCAGCCCCUUUGAGCCGUGUGUUAUCCUUUUUUCGGUCUUCAAUGAAAAGUCACCCUUUCGCAUCUUUUAGAAGGUUUCACAGAGUGAUUUUUACAUGUUCUCUGCUGUUUCUGCUAAAUAUAAUGUGAGAGUUGGAGGUAGUUCUUAAAAAGUUGGGCAUGUGUUUGAAAAUGUGCAGAGGUGGUGGUUCUCUUAAGAAAUGAAAAAAAUGAAAGAAAAACAAAGAAAAAAUGAAAGCAAAAGUGAGCUACCACCAAAAAUCUGAAUAGUGCCCCAUUAAGUAGUGUUUCUUAGCAGUUUGGCUUAGAGAUACUGGUAUUUAUGUGACCUCCUUCGCUCUUGUUCUCUGAAUAAUUUGAGUAAUGUAGAAUAGCAGAAAGAAAGUAAUGGUUUGAUUGACUGUGAGUUUGUUGGGUAUGGAAAUGUGGAACCUUGAGCUAUGAAUACUUCCACCACCUAAAAGGCCUUUUCCCCAUGUCCAAGACCCUAGCCAGUCAUUUGAACCUGUGUCUAAGACCUCCUGAUUAGUUAGUGAUGACAACCAUUUAUGUGGACUCUAACAUUUAGAGGUUGCCGUCAUGGUGAAGAGAUGUUAGGGAUUGAGAGAAUAAGCAUGCGUAUUUUUCGCAUCAUAUUGUCUUGACCCCACUGGUCGAGAGUGAGCGAUUCAUUUUCUCAUAUUCUCUAUACUCUUGUACCCCGGUGAGGACCUAGAUUGCUCGGUCUCUAUUCUGAUAUCUUGAGUUUUGUGCAUGAGGUGAGUGUCUUGAGUAAGUGGUUGAGUCAAUUCUAUGUUGAUUGACGAACAGAAGGGAGACUCCUCCUUUACUCGAUUUUGCUGCACUCGAAUGUCCUCUGUGAUGGUUGUCCAGGUUGCGGUUGAAGUUGUUCAUGUGUUGAUGUUUGAAAGCCGGUGUGAUUCCCAUGUUUUGUGCCUAUAUGAUUUGUCCCCAAUGUUGGUAUGAUUGAAAUUGUGAGCUUACCUUGUGUCUGACUUGGUUUGCUUGGGGACAAGCAAACGGUUAAGUGUGGGGGAGUUUGAUAACAUCGGAUUUGCACAUGUUUGCACCCUCGUUUCUUGAUCAUUUUGGCUUGAGUUUCUGAUUUCUUGGACUAUUUUACGCUAGGUUGUGUUCCUUUGUCACAUUUCAGGUCCUAGCAUGUGAAUUGAAGCAUAGGCGCAAGUUUCAAGUCAAUCGGAGGUCAUUUGGCAAUUCGGGAGAAGAAACACGAGCAUGACCUGAGGAAUAAUGGAAUUAUACCUCAUAUUAUGGACAAAUAAUCAUGGAAUUUUGUCAUGAAAAGAAAGAGGACGAGACUACGAGCGUCUGGGAUCAAACGGCGACUGAUUUGGAGUCCGGACGAGGGAGAAACGAAGCAUUAAACAGAGGCCGAGCAAGCCACACGCGCACGACUCACACGGCCGUGUGAACUGGCCAUGUGGCCGUGUGGAAAUCACCGAGCCUUCACACGGGCAGCUGGGAAAGCCAAACGGUUGUGUGGCCUGGCCGCGUGAUCGGGAAUUUCUGUUUAAAACUCGAUUUUCAGCCAAAGGAAAGGGGAGAGCUGGGUUUUUGGUUCCUAAACACCCAAGGGACGAACCCUAGAGAAAGAGAGCGACUUGGGCACAUUCUUGGAGCUAUUUUGGAGGAUUUCUUCGCCAUUGGAGCUCCGGAAUCAAGCAUGGAGAGAUGGAGAUUGAAGAUCUAGAUCAGAUUUCUGCAGUCUCUCUCUUCUCUAUGGAGUAACUUCCCUUCACUUAGGUUUUGAGGAACCCUAGUUCCAUGUGUUAGGAUCUUUCUUGUAUGAAGUUUUGGAUGCUAUAUUGUUUGAUUAUAAUCGAUUGAGGCAUUAUUUAUUGAGUCAAUUGAAUCUUGGUCAAAUUCUCUUGAUUUCUGCUUUAACCUAUGAUAGAUAGAAUCUGAUUAGGUUAAGAGAGCUUCCUUGUUGAUGGUGGUGAAUUGGUUAUACGAGAGUUAGUCAAUCUACUCCUUUGUACUGGAAUCCAAUUCCGGUAUUGGAGUUCUGUGUUCAUAGCCUCAGCUUUCUAUCCCAGUGAAGGUUAGUCGCCUGCCGGGUAGUUGGACUGAGAGGGCUUGGUCAUCUUAGAGAUUCCAAGCUACUGUCGGAUCUUCCGCAGUUUAAUCAACAGUAGAUCAACCAAAGGUAAUUGCAACUUGGACCUAAUUGAGGAGCUAGGGGGAAUCAUACCUAAGUGAGUUCACAACUUGUAAUUAGUAGAGUAGUUAGUAGAGUAGUUUAGUAGAUCAAUCCUUAAUCUAAUUUGCUAGAUAAUGAACUGAAGCUGAGUAA